This is a messenger RNA of Malania oleifera, 1639 nucleotides long. RefSeq names its product CRIB domain-containing protein RIC5. The coding region runs from base 555 to 1313 and encodes 252 amino acids. The transcript has 5 exons. The record is from RefSeq and is a predicted model, not a curated record. Lineage: Eukaryota; Viridiplantae; Streptophyta; Magnoliopsida; Santalales; Ximeniaceae.
CCUUUCUUUCUUUAACCGUUUUUGCCGCGCCUUCCACAGAAGAACUGUUAAGAAACCACCCCCCAAAAAUAGCCAUUGGGCAUGGGGGCUUCUGCUCUAUCUUCUUGGACUCUGCCCUCAUUUCCAGGUCGGCCAGCUCCCGGUUCCGAUUGACCACCAGCAAUCGGAUCGGAACAGAUAGCGCGUCCCCCAUCCCACAACGGCAAAAUCCCUUUGCUUCAAUAACAACUUGAGAACUCAAUUCAAUUCAAACUCCACCAUCUGUUUGUUGAAUUCAGUGCACACAUAUUUUUUCUUCUUAUUUCUUGUCUGAAUUUUUCUUGUUUGCUUGAGGGAUUUUGGAUUGAUAUAAGCUAGUUUUGAUUUGUUUGUUCCCUUAUAUUGGGUUGGUUUGAAAUUUUGAUUUGGGUACGGUUUGCGCCUCAAGAGAUCUUGGAAUAUCGUCGCAUCGUUUAUAUUUUUCUCUUGAAGCAUGGGGGUAUUGUUCGAAUGAGCAAAAGCGCUUCCUGUGGCUGGAAGUUUCUAUCUCGAGUAGUCAAAUCCUUUCGGCCAAAAUGACAACCAAAGUGAAGGACCUUCUGAAGGGCUUGAGAUACAUUUCGCAUAUGUUUGAUAGCGAAAAGGAGCAAGAAAUUCAGAUUGGCUAUCCUACAGAUGUUAAACAUGUUGCGCACAUUGGGUGGGAUGGUCCAUCGGUGAAUUCUCCGAGCUGGAUGAAUGAAUUCAAAACCGCUCCAAAUUUCUCAUCCGGGCCAUUAAGUCGCACUGAAGAAGAAACUAAACCCAUUGUACCCAAAGGUUUCUCAGAAGAAUUAAGUCGAACCGGCCCCGGAAUGCAAGACUCUCCAUUUCGAAAUGUCUUGGAAAAGCCAAAGAUACCGAGACGCCACCAUUCGUCCGGUCUUCCGUCACCUGUUGACUCCCCCCGGCGUCGCUCUGAAUCAAAGCAAUCUAGGCGACAUCACUCUGCAGGAUCUUCGGUGGAUUCUCAGACUGGAGAAUCGGGCAGUGCAAGAGGAGGUAGGAGGCGCCACCAGAAUUCUGGUCUCGGGCUCGAAUCACCUUCGAAAGACUCACCUUCCAUCCCAAGACACUCUCGUCGAAGGAAGUCAAAGGGGUCUAAUUCUGCCGGCGGGUCAACGAGAUCAUCAAGAAGAAGCGAGAGUUCCAUCACUGAAGCUGAUACAUUAUCUGAUCCUAAUCUUGGGUCUGUGCCCGAGUCUGGGCAUGAACCGAAAAAGAGUGAUGAUCCAUGCUCGAAUUCAGUUUCUAAUGCACAAGAAGAAGAGAAGAGGUGCUCUGAGAUCUCAUGAGGAGUUCGUGAUUUCUCUAUGCUAAAAAAGAUUGAAGAUAACUUCCUUCUUGAAGGCAUAGCUUCUAAUGGUUUUCCGCAUCGGUAUCCUGUUUGUUUUCUUCUCGUUCCGGUGAUUGAAGCUUGCGUAGUUCGUGUCAAGUAAUUGGUUUCACUUCUCCUCAGGUUGAUGGGGUAGCCUUGAAAUUACAGGAAAAGAAAGAGAAUGGACUCGAAAUCAUAUGAGAGAUUCGAAGCAAUACCUGAAAGAUUCCAGAUUUUGUAUUUUCUUGCAAAUUCUAGGCUUCCAAAAGGUGCAUUAUUGAGUAAUUUAUGUGAAAAAAAAAA